Molecule: messenger RNA, 812 nt
Organism: Spinacia oleracea (spinach)
Lineage: Eukaryota; Viridiplantae; Streptophyta; Magnoliopsida; Caryophyllales; Amaranthaceae
Product: late embryogenesis abundant protein At5g17165
Exons: 2
Coding region: 98-478 (126 amino acids)
Source: RefSeq, a predicted model, not a curated record
UUAGAGGUUAAUUAAACAUAUAAACAUAUUAUCCCAUUUCUCAUACUCCAUUUUGGUAUCUCUUCAUUCUCUCUCUUAAACCAAACAAAAUACUUGUAUGGCCGCUAACUCGAGUUGCCGUGGAGUUACCACCUUUGGAAAACGAGUCGUCACUCAGAUCUUAACUCACUCUCCAACUCGCUCCCUCUCUGCUGCUCCUGCUUCUUCCAGGAGGUCACUUCAUGCUUCAGUGUAUGACAAGAACGUAGAAGAUCAUGUCCGUCCGGCUUUGGUACCAGAUGAUAUGAUCCACCCUCACUCGGACAAGUACUGGUCUCCAAAUCCGAGCACCGGGGUUUUCGGGCCUGCUACUGACCAAAACGCGGCUGCAGAGCGUGGUUUCCACACUUCGCCCUCAAAAGCUGGCUACGAGUCUGUGCUUGAGCAGAAGACAUUCUUCCGUCCUCUUGAGGACUUGGAGAAACCCCAACACCCUUAAUACUACCUUAAACAAGAUUAAGCCGCCCUAGCUGAUUAAUUACCAUAUAUACACAUCUGUUAAGCUAGAGGCAGGGCUAAUACUUAACAGUUAUAAAUAAUUAAGUUGUAGUUUAUGCUAGUAAAAACACUUGAUCUGGUUGCUUAAGUUGUGUAAUAAUAAAUCACUUGAUCAUGUUCAUAGAGUUUAUGUUUGAGUCAUUGCUUGGAAGAUCAGUGUUGAUAAGUUAUGAUAUGCUUGAUGAUUUUGUAUUUGGGUUGUGCUAUGGAUGUAAUGUGUUCUGUUCAGAUACUCAGCCAUCUUGCUUAUAUGAAUAUCAGAGAGUUUAUGUAUA